Messenger RNA from Haliotis rufescens (red abalone), 6168 nucleotides. RefSeq names its product ankyrin repeat domain-containing protein 50-like. Bases 179 to 1840 code for a protein of 553 amino acids. The transcript has 2 exons. Gene Ontology annotation, molecular function: protein binding. Lineage: Eukaryota; Metazoa; Mollusca; Gastropoda; Lepetellida; Haliotidae. The record is from RefSeq and is a predicted model, not a curated record.
UCACUGUUGUUGCAAUCUCCAUUGAAUCGAUAAUCUGUACAGUCAUAUAGCAUGCUCCCUGCAUGCUGCUAUUCCCAUUGUAUACAGGCUUAUUAUAACCUGGGUGUUUAGAGAAGGCAAGGAUGUAACAGUGGUCCAGCAUACAUCGUUAUUCCACCCAGAAGAUACAACAUUAACAAUGGCUACCCGCUCAGUCCAACAGGACAGUCAGAGACUGGAUAUGUCCAACAUGACGCUAGAGGAUGACGACAAGAACCUUCUGUUCUGGGCCGCAGCAGCAGGAGACACACCCAGGGUGCAAGACUGUCUCUCAAAGAAGAAAUGUAACAUUGAUAGACGUGUGCUCAAAGGAAGAACAGCCGUGAUGGAGGCAGCUGUUCGAGGCAAGCAGACGACAUUUGAGCUGUUGGUGACAGCAGGCGCAGAUUUAACCUUGGUUGAUGAUGAGGGUGAUUCUUGUUUAAUUUUGGCUGCUGAGGGUAAAAACAGAUCCAUAGUUCAAAACUUGCUGAAACAAGAUAAGGUGAAUGUUAACAGCAGAGGUUCUGAAAACAGAACUGCAGUGAUGGAGGCGGCCAUAGUUGGUGACUUUGAGAUUUAUGAUGAUUUGGUUUCUGCAGGAGCAGACAUUUUGCUCUGUGACAGCAAUGGCAACAUGUGUCUACAUCUGGCAGCCCAAAGUGGGAGUGCAAAAAUAGUUGAAAAUUCACUCCAGAAAAAAAUUGACAUUAAUAAACGGGGUCAAGUUGGGCAGACGCCAGUAAUGAUGGCUACCUUUGCAGCAAAGAAGAAUGUGUUCGACUUGUUGGUUACCAAGGGAGCAGAUGUAUCACUCGUGGAUGCGAACAACAAUGGCUGCCUCAUGAUGGCAGUAUUUUCUGGAGAUGCAGCAAUGUUGAAAAGGGUUUUAGGGAUGGGGAAGUUUGAGAUAAACAAAGCCGGAGAGAAGAGGAUGACUCCUGCCAUGAUGGCAGCAUUGCUUGGCAACAAAGAAUCUUUUGAUCUGUUGUUAGCUGCUGGAGCAGAUCUAAAACUACAGAAUGAAUUCGGGAAUGAUUUCUUAUUCUGGGGAGCCAGCGGUGGCAAUUCGAAAAUUGUCAAAUAUUUGUUAUCACUGAAACUGUUUGAUGUAAACCGGCAACAGGAACAUGGAUUAUCUCCCUUACAUAUAGCAAUCACUAAAGGUCACAAAGAAGUGUUUGACAUUUUGGUGUCUGAAAAAGGGGAUGUUAACAGUCGUAACGACCAACUUUACAACAGUCUGAUGAUAGCCUCCGAUACUGGACAUGCCAAUAUUGUAAGAAAACUGAUCUCAAUGAACAAGAUCAGUCUGAAUGAUCGGGAAGAGAACGGAUGGACAGCUGUAAUGAUUGCAGCCAAAUGUGGCCAUAUUGAAGUCUUUGAUGUCCUAGUAUCAUCUGGAGCCGAUGCCUCUCUCGUGGACAAGGACAGUAAUGACUGCCUGAUGCUGGCGUGUAUCUACGGUCAAGCGGUGAUGGUGAGGCAUCUGUUGUCCAUGACCAUGUACAACAUCAACCGCAGAGGAAUCUACGGCUGGACUCCUGUCAUGGCAGCCAUCAACGAGGGUCAUCCAGACGUGUUUGAGGUGCUGGUGGAGUCUGGGGCAGACAUGACCCUCCUGGACGAGAGAGGCAGCAAUUGCCUCAUCCUGGCCUGUAUGGGAGGGAAUGUAACCAUCGUACAGCAACUGUUGUCCAUGAAGGUGUUUGACUUGGAGUAUAAAGGUCUUGACGACAGCGCUGUUACUGCAGCUGCGCGGGAGGGGCAGACGGACGUUGUUCAGCUGCUCAUCGACGAAGGGGUCACGAUAGACUUGUGAUCAGUGAAUAGAGCCAUGGUUAAAGUCCAGUUGAAAAUGCUGGCUGAUACAAGAAGUUGAGAAGACUCAGGCCCAUCUGACUGAAGUCAGUUUGUCUCUCAUGUGAAGCAGUGGUCUAACUUUAUGAUGCCGCACCUUGCUGUGCAGAGUUGCUUCCCUUAGUUGCUAGGAUUCACUUGCCAGGAUUCACUUUCCAUGGGUUCAAGACCCAAAUUUACCUGAUAACUGGUCUAUCACCAGACCCGUCUGUUUCAGGGUAGCAGAAAUGCUGAGCGGGGAUUCGACAGUUCAGAUAAGACCCUGCUCAGCUAUAGGAGAGGAGGAUUUUGUAUCGCACAGUCACUAUAUUUGGAGGUGAAUAGCUUGGAUGCAGUGAUUGAAUUUAUUAGCAUCAAGAGCUUCACUGAGUACAAUGGACAGCACCAUCUUGGAUACAGCAUUACAUGCAAGUAAUGUUAGCGACUGAUCACCUCGAUAUCUGUAAUGUGAUAAACGUUCUUGAACUGCAUCACUUCGGGCUUUUCUCCCCAAACAAACUGAUACACUGUUUAAAGUGUUCAACCACAACACACUCACUCAUUCUUGAAAACCACAGUUGAUGAAACGCACUUUGAUGAUAUAGCCUUAAAGAAGAACAAAAUCAACAAAGUAACUAUUUGGGAAUCAACACAUUCUUCAGAACUCUGGAGACAAAAGUAGCAAUGGAAAUUACGCUACAAAAUGUUCUUGUCUUCAAAGGUUCCAUGCAGAAACCUGGUUUCUAUGGAAGACGUUGGAUGAUCUCGUUGGAUGGUGCAUUAAUUGGUGCAGUAUAUCAGCCAAAUACUCAUGAAACAAGACAUUCUGUUUUGUUGUAGAAUAUAUGUUUAGAUAUAUUUAUGCUCAUAUUAGACUGUUUUGUUGCAACUUUGUAAAGUGCUUACAUAUAGUAUAUCUAGUCAUCCUUAUUAUAGUUUACCCCUCAACAAGGGAGGUUACUCUUGACUACUGAUUGAACAUUGUCUCUGAACAUACAGGGAAUUCCAAAAAUAGUGAAUUCCAAAAGAAUAUUAUAAGAUCAGUUUCUUACCCAAUAUCAAUUCUUUCAAUUAACAGAAACAACUCAAUCAUUUGAGGAUUAAAUUUAAAGUUGCUGCAGACAGUUCCACUGUUACCAUGGUUACAUCCAACAAUCACUGGAGGUAAAGAUGACCACAAAUACAAACAUUACCGCAGUCGACAAGAAACAAGAUGGAUGGAUGUGACGCUUAAUUUAAUUUUUUCUCCUAUCAAGCAAUACAAUUUCAAAUAUAACCCAUUCAGCAUUAGUUAGGUGACCUGCAUCUGUAAUUAUUCAGGUUAUUCUGCACACAUUCAAACUUUUUUACUGAGCAUUACUCAUACAAUCUGAGCGUAUUCAUAAAUAUUCUGUGGGCAUUUUACAUAUCUUUUAGAAUAAAUAGCUUGGCUUGACUAGGUAGACAGCAAGUAUAAUUUACACGACAUUUGAAAAAUAUUCAUGUUCAAGCUAAAAUCAAAAGCAAACAUCCGAUAUUUGCAGGAGGACAAAAAAACAUGGAUGUGCACGGAUCAUUUGUAGUCAGACCCCAGACAUUGGUGAAGGGCUUGACUCUGUGACUGCAACAUAUCUCAAUUCACUUGAUUAACACAAAUCCCAAACCAAAUAUAAUGCACUCACCUGCUUCAUCGACUCCGAGCGACACAACCAGCUUGGACAGGAUGUGUUGGGAGCUGGGAUUGUUGAGUAUUUUACUGCAGCCAUCUUCAGCUAUGCACAAUCUGUAGGGAGACACAACAACACAAUCUGUAGGGAGACACAACAACACAAUCUGUAGGGAGACACAACACAAUCCAUUUCAUAAAUCUUUUAACUAAAAGCCUAGGCAAGUCUAGAUCAAACCAAGUCCAGUUUCCUUGAUACAUGAAAACAUCAGAAGAGGAAAUGUUCUUUUUAAAAAAACCAAAACAAUUAUUUUCAAGAAAUGUUUUCAUAGACUAAGUGUAAGUCUAGGAGACACAACAACAGUCUAUCGGGAAACACCAGGGAUUUUAUCUAGGAUUCCAAAUUGGCAGUCAUAUUAGCAUGAUUAGGAAAAUCAAACAAUAGUUAUCAUUGUUAAUAAAUCUAAGAAUACUACCUCUAUUACAUCAUUGCCAAAUUCCUGUAUUUUGCCUGCAAUCACACUAAACUAAAAUUUCAGAAUUUCAACAGAAGUCCUCUUCACUCUAAAUUAUACAACAAUCAGUUGUUCCUGCAAUAGCACUCAUUUAGACCAUAGUGCUCUUGUGCGUGAAGGCAGGGGGGGAAAACUCACUUCUUACCAAACAUCAAUCAGAAAGAGACAGAUUAUUGAGGAGGUGGGAGGGAGUACUUCUCAUGUAAUAGAGGUAGUAUUCUUAGAAUUAUUAACAAAUAAAAUGUAUUUCUUGAAUUAACACUGAUUUGUUCAAAAUUGGGACUAUUUUCAAGUUAUUUUUUCUUGAUAUUCACAAGUAUUUUAAUACUGCAAGCAAAUCAUUCCUGUACAAUAACAUUAAGGCCCCCUCCUGUCAACAGUGAAAUACAAGUCACCUCGUAAACACAAUACUGUAAAUCUGGAAAGUUUUGAGAGAAGGACAGUGCCACACACACGCAUAGUUUCAUGAUGGAGUUGUUUUUGUAGACUAACAACAAGCAUAGACGUAAGGAGGCAUGUUUCAUUUAUUCACUUCCACACAUUUAAUUGUUUGAUAGGCAUUACUUAGAAGUUGACAGAGGUUAUUGUGGAGACAAUUUAUGUAUAACAACUUUUUAGGUAUAGAUCCUUAUACCAUUGUCAAGCAAGGCUAAACAACUUCCACACAUUGUCAACCAGUCAGUUGCAUGAUUAAAUAUAUAAUCCCUCACUUCUUAGUUCUUUAAUUACACAUUGUCACUCAGUGUAAAGAGACGAAUCAGGAAAGUCCACGAACCUGCCACAUCUCGUUAAGUUGCUAACAUAACACUGAAUAGUCCAGAUAUACGCCAGCCAGUCUAUACUGUUAGAUAAACACACUACUCCAACCUCCCUGUCAACUACAACAACUCAUGCGUUGUUUAUAGUACAUAAACCAAUGACUAACGCAGAGUUCAUCCCCCCCACCUCCGGCAAAAUUCCAACUUCUUCAAACUCUGUAGAUGCAACCCUAAUACUCCCUUGGGCUGCUUCUUUUUUCCGGACAAACCCCUUCUUCCAUUUUGGCAGAACACACUAAAUGGCCUGAUGAGCCCCUGUGCGAAAUAUGCAUGUCGGAAAGCGCACGUAAAAUCUCCAAAUCACCAAAUCACCAUCACCAUCACCAGAGUUACCAUUUCACCACAACGCCAUAUAAAAUCUAUAUUUGAUCUUUGGUAAUCUCAUCCACAGUGUGUCACAAAAUUUUCCAAACGCAGGUAAGGCUUUUUAUUAGCCACUUGCAAUAAUUUCAUGGCCCAAAACUUUCCAGAUUUAGUACAACUGUAUUAAUAUGAAAUGGGAUAUAUUUUCUUCCAAUUUGGGAAUUGUUACUGACAUUUGCUGUGGAUUUGCUAGAUAAACCCUGAACACAUCCACAUGCUCAGUCACGACUUGUGAAAUAAUGGAAAAAUGUCAAUCUCGUUAAAAUCAGAUCUACCACUAAACAAAGAUCUGAAGACAUCCCAUUACGGGUCAUGUCAGAACGAUCUUUCAUCUGACCAAUCAGAGUGUUGAUUACCAGUAUGGGAAAGUGACAGUCGGAAUGUGUUUUCUAAUUACACAACCGCGAAAAGGUUAAUAUGGGGUAUUGCUAACGACUGAUUCUGUCAAAAUCAUUGUCUAUAUUUCGCUUCAGUUUGAUAAACAUUUAAAUCUGAAGAGACUUUCCAUAGCCCGUGAAAAGUACUGCCAUACAAUCGUUGCCAUCUACGAGACAGUUCAGAAUUUUCUUUCAUUCAGUUUUCAAAUUUUGAAUCAAGUUCUUAAAUCGUAGUCUGAAAUGGAAGUUGCCAGUUUAAAACUAGUGCAGAUUUGCUCUAGAAAGCUGACUUAUGUCCAGUUCUUGUUAGUCAUUUCAUUGGUCAGUUAAAAUUUGCAAAAUGUUGUUCUGACGUAGCUAGUAAUGGGAUUAUGGGAUGUCCUCAUGUCGUUGUUUAGCGGUAGCGGUUAUUAAUCAGACUAGGAUAAUCUUUGCUUUAUCUGCCAUUUAGACAGAUUCUAUUAUAGGUUUAAUUCUAAUCACAGGAUGAAAUGUCUUUCUGAAAAGGAUUUUUAUCAAUUAUGAUAAUCAUUGUAUCACUAAGCCUUAUUCAUGUUAUUUGCUGCAGGUCAAUAUAUUAUGUUUUUCAAUGA